Messenger RNA from Rotaria socialis, 552 nucleotides. The record is from the annotation of a GenBank genome assembly. NCBI's taxonomy places the organism in Eukaryota, Metazoa, Rotifera, Eurotatoria, Philodinida, Philodinidae.
AUGAAAACUAUUCGAGAAAGUCUGCUUCGUCGAUCGUUUGAUAAUCAUAUAUUGGCAAAUCGUCACAAUAAACGACAAGAUGAAAUGCUCGAAGAGAAAUUUUCACUUUAUCAACGUCGAAUUCGUCUUAUGGAUUAUAAAACUUAUUUUGCUGAACAUCGUCUUGCACAACAUGCAAAAAAUGAUCUCGGCCUAGUCGUUACCUAUAAACAUAAAACAUUAGAACUAUCCGAUAAUCGACAAUUUUAUUAUAGAUCAACAAAUAAGAAUUGUACUGCAAAAGAAUACUCCGUUGAACCCUUAUUUCGAGUUCUUCAACAUAAGAAUAUUUAUGAAUUCGUAUUUGAACGUCGUUCUAAACAGUAUGUUGAAGAAUUACGACAGAAAAAAAGUGUAGAAAAUUCACGAAAAGAAAAAUUUAUGAAUACAACUGAAUUACUCGUACGUAAUGAUUAUGAUAAAGUUAUUGAUUGGCCCACGUCAGAAAAUGCUCGAAUUCAAUUACCACCAAUUCAUCGUGGAAGACGAAACUAUUCUCCUAUUAAUUUCUGA